Molecule: messenger RNA, 637 nt
Organism: Centruroides sculpturatus (bark scorpion)
Lineage: Eukaryota; Metazoa; Arthropoda; Arachnida; Scorpiones; Buthidae
Exons: 2
Coding region: 31-432 (133 amino acids)
Source: RefSeq, a predicted model, not a curated record
ACUUUGUCCAUAACUCCUAGCAUAUCACAUAUGUAUACAGAAGUUCAAAGGCAUCCUAAAAAUCCAUAUGAGAAGUUAAAAGGUCAGUCAGAUUCAGAUCACAAUACUGAUGAAUAUGAUGAUCCGGAUAAAUUUCGAAGAAACAGAAAACAAUGGCCAAAUUUUCAGUCUGAUUUAUAUGAACCACCUCCAGUUCCAGAAAAGCAAAAUAUUUAUGAUGAUGAUUUGGCAUCUAUUCCUGAAAUAUCUCAUAAUCAAGAACAAAAUGAAGAUUUAUCAAAUACAAUAGCUGGCCAAGCAGUUGCUGGAAAUGUUGCUUCUGCUGAAAUACCUUAUAUGACUCCACCUGUAUCUCAGUCUAUUAUUAUUCUGAUAGUAACAUCUCAAGAAGAAAAUAAUUUUCAAGGUUCAAAUAAUUUUCAUCUUGCAUAAACAAAUAUAUGUAUUUAGAAAAUUUUUCAUAAAAUAACAUUUAUUUCUAUCCAUAUUUGGAGGUUGUCACAAUUAUAGUCUUGCAUAUAUAUAUUAUUACAUAAUGUAGUAAGAAAGUAUAUAUUUUUUUAUUUUUUGGGGUCUCCAGAACAAAUUAAUCAAAUUCACAUAAAAACCUAUGGUAAAUCGAUAAUUGGUUAACAAA